Molecule: messenger RNA, 1941 nt
Organism: Pipra filicauda (Wire-tailed manakin)
Lineage: Eukaryota; Metazoa; Chordata; Aves; Passeriformes; Pipridae
Gene: CCNH
Product: cyclin H
Exons: 9
Coding region: 16-993 (325 amino acids)
Biological process (GO): regulation of cyclin-dependent protein serine/threonine kinase activity; regulation of transcription by RNA polymerase II; DNA-templated transcription
Cellular component (GO): transcription factor TFIIK complex; nucleus
Molecular function (GO): cyclin-dependent protein serine/threonine kinase regulator activity
Source: RefSeq, a predicted model, not a curated record
CCAUGUUGUGCAGCCAUGUUCCACAGCAGCACCCAGCGCCGGCACUGGACCUUCCGCGGCGAGGAGGAGCUGUCUCGGCGCCGGGCCGAGGCGAACCGCCGGGCUCGAGGCAGGGCCGCGGCCACCGGGAAGGUGCCGCAGGGCGAGCUGGUGCUCCUGGAGCCGCACGAAGAGCUGGCGAUAUGCAAGUACUACGAGAAGCGGCUGUUGGACUUCUGCGCCGUGUUCAAGCCCGCGAUGCCGCGGUCCGUGGUGGGAACAGCUUGCAUGUAUUUUAAACGCUUUUACCUCAAUAACUCAGUGAUGGAGUAUCAUCCUCGGAUAAUAAUGCUAACGUGUGCAUUUUUGGCCUGUAAAGUAGAUGAAUUUAAUGUAUCCAGUGCACAGUUCGUUGGUAACCUUCGAGAAAGCCCUCUUGGACAGGAAAAAGCUCUUGAACAAAUACUGGAAUAUGAACUGCUGCUUAUUCAGCAACUGAACUUCCAUCUCAUUGUCCACAAUCCAUACCGGCCAUUUGAGGGAUUUCUAAUCGAUUUAAAGACUCGAUACCCAGUGCUGGAAAAUCCUGAAGUUUUGAGGAAAACAGCUGAUGACUUCCUCAGUCGAGUGGCUCUGACAGAUGCAUAUCUGCUCUUUACUCCCUCACUGAUAGCUCUCACUGCCAUAUUAUCUAGUGGUUCAAGAGCAGGAAUUAAUAUGGAAAGCUAUUUAUCAGAGAGUCUUAUGCUGAAAGAGAACAGAUCAACCUUAUCCAGACUACUAGAUGACAUGAAAUGCAUGAAAAAUCUCAUCAAGAAAUAUGAACUGCCAAGGGCUGAAGAGGUUGCUGCUCUGAAACAGAAAUUAGAGAAGUGUCAUACCUUUGAGCUUGCACUUAAUACAAACCCGAAGAAGAGGAAAGGUUAUGAAAAUGAUGAAUAUGUUGCAAAGAAAUCCAAAAUGGAUGAGGAAGAGUGGACUGAUGAUGAUCUUGUGGAUUCUGCAUUACCUUAAAGGAAGAUAGACUCCUACCCCUCCAGGAACGAAUUUGGUGCCAGGUGUGACCCUACCUGCCACAGGUUCUUUAUAUUCUGUGUCAUACAGUUUUUAUGCUUUCAGUGUUUAUCUUGGCAAAAAAGCCUGUUACUUUGUUAAAAUAAAAUUAGUUGUGGUUCCUUUAAACCCUCAUCCAUGAAAGGUCAAGUAUUAGCAAGAAAUACUUGCUUUUAGAAAUCUGGCACUCGUUUGUGGUUCGGGAACAGUUUGCUGUGCAUGAAGUGUAGUGUUAGAGCAGGGCAGCCACUACUUUGUUUCAUUUUCAUAUACCCCAUUGAAACAUAAACAGUUUUACAAUACACACACUUAAAUGCAGCUUUGGGCGUUGCCCAGUUUCAUUUUCUUUGCUGCAUUUUGUAUGUAACAGCUAGAUUAACCAGGCAUCUCUGUGCUCAACAAUUUUUUUUUACCAUGUUGUACUGCCUACAGCCAGCCACCUCAAUCCACAAAAUAAUCCAUUUUAUAAAACUCUGUUAAGAUCUAAGUGCGGCACAAUGAGAGAUUGUUAAUUACUUACUCCUCUCAGAUGCAGUUUAAUACAGACUUCACAGGGUUAUGGGACAAUCUAAAAAAAGACUUCUGUGGUACCAAGGUCUUGCAAACGGGUGUGUUGUCACUAUGGAGAGCAUCAUCUAUGCCUGCUGAGUGCAGUACUUGCAACACUUGGGAGCUCUCAGCUGUAGCACUGGACUCAUUUCAAGGAAGCAGUUCAGCUGGACACCAGGGUCAGCACAGCAGAGCCACUAUCAUACUACAGCAAAGACCUAAAAGUAAAGUCUCUGAUUUCAUGUGACAGUGAAUUGAAAAAGCAGUUCUGAUAGACAGGAGAAGCAGCAGUGUAGGUGUUUUAAUGGUGUAUCAACAACGUUCAUGUAAUAAAAUUAUUUGAUUAUCUCAGUCUUUUAA